CAACUCUCCCUUGGAUUGAAGCGGACGACACUCCCUCUCCCUCGGCGGCGGCGGCGGCGGCGGCGAGAGGCGGGCGGGGAGAUGGUGAAGGCGCGGAUGACGACGGCGGACGUGGCGGCGGAGGUCAAGUGCCUCCGCCGCCUCAUCGGCAUGCGCCUCUCCAACGUCUACGGCAUCACCCCCAAGACAUAUCUUUUCAAGCUGAUGAACAGCAGUGGAAUCACUGAGUCAGGGGAAAGCGAGAAGGUUUUGUUGCUGAUGGAAAGUGGUGUUAGGCUGCAUACCACCCAAUAUGUCCGUGACAAGAGCACCACACCAUCUGGUUUCACUCUCAAGCUACGAAAACACAUUCGAAGCAAGAGACUUGAAGAUGUCCGUAUGCUUGGAUACGAUAGGAUUAUCCUGUUUCAGUUUGGACUUGGCAGUAACGCGCAUUUUGUCAUUUUAGAACUAUACGCACAAGGAAAUAUACUUCUUACAGAUUCCGAAUACACAGUGCUGACACUACUCCGUUCACACAGAGAUGAUAACAAGGGAUUGGCUAUCAUGUCGCGUCACCGCUACCCAGUAGAAGCAUGCCGUGUUUUUGAAAGGACUGACUUUACAAAGUUAAAAGACACGCUGAUGAUGAAUGCAGUUGAUGAUAAAGAAUCUUCUCAAGUUACACCCGGUUCAAUUGAUGCUCAAGAACCUUCUGUAACCCCCAGUGAUGGAGUGCCGGUUACUGAUAAAUCUGAAGAACCAUCUACAACAACAGGAAAGAAGUCAGCUUCAAAAAACAAGCAGUCAAGUUCAAAUGCAAAAGCUAGUAAUAAUGCUCCAUCAAAUAAAUCAACUCUAAAGACACUUCUUGGGGAAGCAUUGGCUUAUGGGCCUGCAUUAGCUGAGCAUAUCAUAUUGGAUGCUGGAUUGCUUCCAAGUACAAAGGUUGGGAAAGACCCAGAGAGCAGUAUUGAUGAUCACACUAUUCAGUCCCUAGUAGAAUCCAUUUCAAAGUUUGAGGAUUGGCUUGUAGAUGUCAUGUCUGGUCAAAGGAUCCCUGAGGGGUACAUCCUCAUGCAGAAUAAGGCGGCUGCAAAGAAGAACCUCACACCUUUGGAGGGGUCUAGUGCUAGUCAGAAGAUAUAUGAUGAAUAUUGCCCUGUCCUGUUGAAUCAAUUUAAGUCAAGGGAAUUCAAUGAAUUUGAGACAUUUGAUGCUGCUCUAGAUGAGUUCUACAGCAAAAUAGAGAGUCAAAGGGUGAAUCAACAGCAAAAAUCAAAAGAGGACUCAGCGGCACAAAGGCUUAAUAAAAUUAAAUUGGAUCAGGAAAAUCGUGUACAUACAUUGAGAAAGGAGGUUGACCAUUCCAUCAAAAUGGCAGAAUUAAUUGAGUAUAAUUUAGAGGAUGUGGAUGCUGCAAUUGUAGCUGUCCGCGUUUCCCUUGCAAAUGGAAUGAGUUGGGAUGCCCUUGCUCGCAUGAUUAAAGAAGAGAAAAAGGCUGGAAACCCAGUAGCAGGUCUAAUCGAUAAGCUUAGUUUUGAAAGAAAUUGCAUCACUCUACUUCUAAGCAAUAAUCUUGAUGACAUGGAUGAGGAGGAGAAAACUGCACCUGUUGAAAAGGUAGAGGUUGACCUAUCACUUUCUGCGCAUGCAAAUGCCAGGCGGUGGUAUGAACUAAAGAAAAAACAGGAAAGCAAACAAGAGAAGACUGUCACAGCACAUGAGAAAGCAUUCAAAGCAGCAGAGAAGAAGACACGUCUUCAGCUUGCUCAGGAAAAAACUGUCGCUGCAAUCACUCAUAUGCGCAAAGUUCACUGGUUUGAGAAGUUCAAUUGGUUCAUCAGCAGUGAAAAUUACCUGAUUAUUAGUGGCCGCGAUGCUCAACAAAAUGAGUUGAUUGUCAAGCGGUACAUGUCGAAAGGAGAUCUCUACGUGCAUGCUGAGUUACAUGGAGCUUCCAGUACAAUCAUCAAGAAUCACAAACCUGAUAAUCCCAUUCCACCAUUGACAUUAAACCAAGCAGGAUCUUUCACUGUUUGCCACAGCAAAGCAUGGGAUUCAAAAAUUGUUACCAGUGCUUGGUGGGUGUAUCCUUAUCAAGUUAGCAAAACAGCUCCCACUGGCGAGUACCUAACAGUGGGUAGUUUUAUGAUCCGUGGCAAGAAAAAUUUUCUCCCACCUCACCCCCUUGUUAUGGGAUUUGGUAUUCUAUUCCGUUUGGAUGAGAGCUCCUUGGCAUCUCAUCUAAAUGAAAGGAGGGUCAGGGGUGAAGACGAGGAGGCCCUUCCUGAUGUUGAGUCUCAGAAGCUGGAAAGUAAUGCUGAAUUGGAUGGUGAACUUGACAGUGAUAGUGAGACUGGCAAGGAGAAACAUGAUGAUGAAUCAAGCUUGGAUAAUAUCAAUGUUAAAAAAAUUGACAAUCCCAUCCCUUCUAAUGCACCUUAUGUUAAGGAUAAUGCUGAUUCAUCUGAGCAGCUUUCUGAAAUCCGAACUGUGGUAAACAGCACUACUUCCACUUCCAAGGGACAAACAAGUGAUCGCACUGUUUCAUCACAACUUGAGGAUCUGCUUGAUAAGAAUCUUGGUCUUGGGCCAACUAAGGUGUUAGGCAGAAGCUCUUUGCUCAGCAGUAAUUCUGCAAGCGUGGCAGAUGACAUUGAUGAUCUUGAUACGAAGAAAACAUCAGUAAGAGAUAAACCAUACAUAUCUAAAGCAGAUAGAAGAAAACUGAAGAAAGGUCAGAAUGUUGGUGAUUCUACCAGUGACUCUCCAAAUGGUGAAGCUGCCAAAAAGCCUGUUAACUCACAGCAAGAAAAAGGAAAGACAAUCGAAAAGCCUGCUAAUCCUAAAGUAAGUCGUGGACAGAAGGGCAAGCUUAAGAAGAUUAAAGAGAAGUAUGGAGAGCAGGAUGAAGAAGAAAGAGAAAUCCGGAUGGCUUUACUUGCGUCCUCUGGAAGGGCCUCACAAAAGGAUAAACCUUCAGAAGAUGUAGAUGGAGCCACUGCAGCUCAAUCAAAACCAUCGACUGGUGAAGAUGACAGAUCAAAAAUUUGUUAUAAAUGCAAAAAAUCUGGACAUCUUUCUCGUGAUUGCCCUGAAAGUACAUCUGAGGUGGAUCCUGCUGAUGUCAAUGUUGGUAGAGCCAAAGAUGGUAUGGAUAGAAGCAGCGCCCCUGCUGGUAGCAGCGUUACCAUGGAUGAAGAUGACAUCCAUGAGCUCGGUGAUGAAGAGAAAGAGAAGUUAAUUGAUUUGGACUACCUAACUGGAAAUCCACUGCCAAGUGAUAUUUUGCUAUAUGCUGUACCAGUUUGUGCCCCUUACAACGCAUUGCAGGCAUACAAAUAUCGUGUGAAGAUUACCCCGGGAACUGCAAAGAAAGGAAAAGCUGCCAAAACUGCAAUGAGUUUGUUCCUGCACACUGCUGACGCCACAAACCGUGAGAAGGAGCUAAUGAAGGCAUGCACGGACCCUGAAUUGGUUGCUGCCAUUGUAGGGAAUGCCAAGAUCACCGCACCUGGCCUCACUCAACUGAAGCAGAAGCAGAAACAGAAGGGGAAAAAAUCUGCAAAAGAAAACUAGUUCAAAGCUAUCAGAGACCACCCCGUUUUGUCAAGAAAAGUAUUUUUCUCUGCAGAAACAAUGCAAAUGUUUUGGUAUGUUGUCAGGCGCAUUUGGAUGGAGGUGUCACAUGGAUUGGCCCUCAUUCUUGUAAAGUUUAAACAUCUCUUUGGCAUUCAUAGCCAUAGGACAGGAUAUAAUGUAAACAGAUACGGCAGAACAUUGGAACCGAUUGACAAGCUUCAUACGCUUACAAAGGGACGCUGAGUCCCCUUUUGGUGUGUCUUGUGAUGUAUGAAAGCUACAAAAAAAAAAUCAUAGAUUUCACUUUAGCACA
Messenger RNA from Oryza sativa Japonica Group (Japanese rice), 3877 nucleotides. RefSeq lists its product as uncharacterized. NCBI's taxonomy places the organism in Eukaryota, Viridiplantae, Streptophyta, Magnoliopsida, Poales, Poaceae. Gene Ontology annotation, biological process: rescue of stalled cytosolic ribosome; ribosome-associated ubiquitin-dependent protein catabolic process. The record is from RefSeq and is a predicted model, not a curated record. Gene Ontology annotation, cellular component: RQC complex. Gene Ontology annotation, molecular function: tRNA binding; zinc ion binding; ribosomal large subunit binding.